Messenger RNA from Talaromyces marneffei, 714 nucleotides. RefSeq lists its product as uncharacterized. Gene Ontology annotation, cellular component: nucleus; cytoplasm. The coding region runs from base 1 to 714 and encodes 237 amino acids. Gene Ontology annotation, molecular function: ornithine decarboxylase inhibitor activity. The record is from RefSeq and is a predicted model, not a curated record. Gene Ontology annotation, biological process: positive regulation of protein catabolic process. The transcript is spliced from 4 exons. NCBI's taxonomy places the organism in Eukaryota, Fungi, Ascomycota, Eurotiomycetes, Eurotiales, Trichocomaceae.
AUGGAGGGCGAACUUGUUUCCACUACUGCACUCCCAACGGGGCAGGAGCACAGUGGUAUGCCUGAGGUCCCUUCGGGGCCUGAUUCACGCAUGACAAGUCCUCCCCACAACAUCUCGACCAACAUCCCCACCGCCAAGGAGGAUAUGUGGCCGAGACACAAAGCACCACGAAAUAAUAUUGACAAUAUUAAUCGAGGGGAGGCAGCGCAAACCAUCACGGAAGAGUGUGAGAGGCUUUUCUGCGACACGUUGUCCGCCAUGUUCCUUGGUGAGAGGAACCGCAGACACCGAACGUCGCUGGUGAUGGGUGCGUUUCAGCAAAAUGUCCGGCCGGAAAAUCGAAAAGUAUUACACCUUCGAGACAUCGAAGCUUAUCUUGAACUAUGGGAUUAUGCCAAUGAUGCCAUCUACCGAGGGUUCGUAGUCGAUGGACGUGGUCAAAGAACUUUGUUCGUCUUUCUGGAUAGCCAGGCGGCCAGCCAUGGCAUCAAGACUGCCCUGCUUUCUCUUUUUGAACUGGCUGAAGUAGAAGCCUUUGAAUGCAGCCAAAUCAUCGCCUGUGUACCACGCUCGGACGAUCCUUUAGGUAGUGGCAUUGUACGAAAUCUAGGGUGGUGUGGGUUUUCCUUGACAAGGCUCGACGCGUGGAUGCCGCCGGGUAGCGGCGGAAUAGCACUAAGCGAUAGAUGGCUGUUCCUAGCUGCUCAGGUAUAA